AUGCAAGCGACGACGCCUGUGGAUCCGCGUGUGAAUGAUGCCAUGUUGCCCUAUUCACUCAUGGGGUAUGGAAACCCGCAUUCUCGCACACAUUGGUAUGGUUGGGAAGCGGAAAAGGCUAUUGAAGCGUCGCGUAAGCAUAUCGCAGGCUUGAUCGGUGCAGACCCCAAGGAAAUCAUCUUCACAUCGGGUGCAACGGAAGCCAAUAAUAUGAUCAUCAAGGGCGUCAUGCGCUUCUAUGGAAAGAACAAAAAACACAUCAUCACAACGCAAACGGAGCACAAGUGUGUCUUGGAUUCAUGCAGGGUCUUGCAGGAUGAAGGAUUUGAGGUGACGUACUUGCCAGUGCAAACAAACGGACUCGUCGACAUGGCACAACUCGAAGCAGCUAUGCGUCCCGAUACCGCCCUCGUCAGCAUCAUGACUGUCAACAAUGAAAUUGGUGUUGUUCAACCAGUCGAAGAGAUUGGUCGUUUGUGUCGAUCACGGAAAAUCUUCUUCCAUACCGAUGCAGCACAAGCGGUUGGCAAGAUCCCUGUGGAUGUGAAUAAGUCCAACAUUGAUCUCAUGUCACUGAGUGGACACAAAAUUUAUGGACCAAAGGGUAUUGGCGCUGCGUAUAUUCGACGUCGUCCAAGAGUGCGAUUAGAACCCCUCAUCAAUGGCGGUGGUCAAGAACGUGGAUUACGCUCAGGUACCCUCGCAACGCCGCUUGUUGUCGGUUUCGGUGAAGCGUGUCGUUUGGCACAGCAAGAUUUGGCGUAUGAUCACAAACACGUCAGUAUGCUGAGUGAACGGCUGCUAUCUGGAUUAUUGGCAUUACCGCAUACCGUCCGCAAUGGAGACCCGCAAUCUACGUAUCCAGGUUGUGUCAAUGUCUCUUUUGCUUAUGUGGAAGGCGAAUCCUUGUUGAUGGCACUCAAGGAUAUUGCCCUCUCAAGUGGUUCCGCGUGUACCUCUGCAAGUCUCGAACCAUCGUAUGUCUUGCAUGCCUUGGGUGCGGAUGAUGAUAUGGCACAUUCAAGUAUUCGCUUUGGAUUGGGUCGUUUCUCAACAAAGGAGGAGGUGGACUUUGUCGUCAAUAAAGUCACUGCAAAAGUGGACUUCCUCAGGGAACUCUCACCCUUGUGGGAGAUGGUGCAGGAUGGGAUCGAUUUGAAAUCCAUCAAUUGGUCAGGCUAA
This is a messenger RNA of Protomyces lactucae-debilis, 1182 nucleotides long. RefSeq names its product mitochondrial cysteine desulfurase. Gene Ontology annotation, biological process: [2Fe-2S] cluster assembly. The transcript has a single exon. The coding region runs from base 1 to 1182 and encodes 393 amino acids. Gene Ontology annotation, cellular component: mitochondrion; nucleus; cytosol. Lineage: Eukaryota; Fungi; Ascomycota; Taphrinomycetes; Taphrinales; Protomycetaceae. The record is from RefSeq and is a predicted model, not a curated record. Gene Ontology annotation, molecular function: pyridoxal phosphate binding; cysteine desulfurase activity.